AUGUUGGAGGGCAGCAUUACUGGCAGCGAAGACCUGGAGCAUGUCUUUCGGGAGAACCUGAUCCGAGCUGGACAGAUGGUCGCCAUCCUGGACUCAUGGCAACAGCCGACCUACCUGUCCCGGGUGUGGACUAUAUACGCGCCUGGGUUCCCCAGCAGGCUCCUUUUUUUUUUUGAAUGCAAGGUGCCUCAUAAACCUAGAACCCUAAACCCUAAACCUUAA
This is a messenger RNA of Symbiodinium pilosum, 222 nucleotides long. Lineage: Eukaryota; Dinophyceae; Suessiales; Symbiodiniaceae. The record is from the annotation of a GenBank genome assembly.